Cylas formicarius (sweet potato weevil) is the source of this 4976-nucleotide messenger RNA. RefSeq names its product cilia- and flagella-associated protein 70-like. The coding region runs from base 1246 to 4371 and encodes 1041 amino acids. Lineage: Eukaryota; Metazoa; Arthropoda; Insecta; Coleoptera; Brentidae. The transcript has a single exon. Gene Ontology annotation, cellular component: extracellular exosome; motile cilium. Gene Ontology annotation, molecular function: protein binding. The record is from RefSeq and is a predicted model, not a curated record. Gene Ontology annotation, biological process: cilium movement; cilium assembly.
UUUAUUCUGUUUACUUUCCCUCUUUCUUUGCCUAAAGACAAGAUAAAAGUUUCCAUAAACAAUAGUCCCUAGACGCUGGUGACAAAUUUUGUUUCUGUAAUUUUUUUCUUAACAAUUUCAAAUUGCGAGGGUGAGGAAAGUAUUUACGCAUGAAAUGAGUAUUUAAGCAUGAAACGAAAAUGAAAAUAUUUGUAAUUUCGGUGCUUUCACACACUUCGCUUGUUCCAGAAUGUUAAAAUUGAAGCAACUAUUAAAUUUAAAAAAAACUUAUUUGUUAAAUAUAACAACAUAUAAAAAAUGCCGCCACACCUUGAUAUUCUAUUGCCAAUCGACAAAAGAUUCAAACUUUUGUCAUUCUAAUGCAAUUUGAAAUUUUAUUGAAGACAGGUAAUUUGUUUCAAAGAAUAAAAUAAUUGACAAAUAUCAAAAACUUUAUUUUGGUGGAUUCGGCGGGAUAAAUGAUUUUUAUUUUAGCGUGGACCGGAAAAUAUCUAAUGGAGAAUAGAAAAAAAGGCACAUACUUCAAAUGAAAUAAGUAAUUUUAUAAAUUAGUGAAUUAAAAAAUAUGCAGCGUGUGUCAAUUUAUCGUACCAACACUUAAAGCCGCCUAUAACAACCUGAAAAGCACUGCGUUACGUUCAUUAGAUGUGGUUCAAAUGUUUUCUUUGCGGAAAAUUGAUUUAUGCACUAUGUACGGGAGUAUAAGAAUGUAAAGUGAUCUUUUUCGGAAACUGUUUGUCCUAACGACUCAAAGAAGUAAGCAAUCUUGCUACUAAACUGCUCAAAAGAAAACCCUGGUUAUCAAACCUUCAAGAUGUUCGCUAAUUGGUGUAACCACCAUCUUAACCUUUUGGAGUUGAUUUUUCCCUAAAGUUCACCUAGUAAAGGUAUUAAAUUUAUUAUAUGAAACUAAGUUAAAUUUGAGUGUUGAAUUAGUUGAUCACCAAUACUCGACUUCCCUUAAUAUUUAACACGAAUAUGUAUCAAGCGGGUUUGCUAUCACAUGCCGCAUUCAUUUUACUUUAAUUUUGGCGCUAUUCUUUAUUAUUUUUUUAAAUUUUUUUCAUUUCAAUUUAAUUUAAUGUUGUCACUUAAAAUUAUUUUUAAGACAGAUUGGAUAUAGGUAUUUUGGUAACGUAGCAAUAUCGUAAUGUUAAAUUAUAUAUCUGCUGUUACCAUCGCUUCAAAUGUCAAUGUCAAAUUAACUCAUUGACAAAACUCAUUUAUAGUGACGCGAUAGCCACAAUGGAAAAUCAAGGCGAUCCUGGCAAUAAAUCCGGAGAAAACACGAAAGCAAUCUUAAUUAAACUAGAAACGUAUAAAUGUAUAACUCCUUUAUAUCCAGUUACCAAUGUAAAAACGACUCUAAAGUAUUUAGAUACCGUAAUAGGUGAGACUCGCCCCGUUCUACUUACUGAUGAUGAAAACUGUUUGGUAGAUGAAACAUUUGAAAUAGAAUUCGACUCAAAUUCAGUAAGAGAGCUAGAUCUUCUAGCUUCUAAUCCCAUAAUGUUAACGGUCAUGCAGUCUAUUGGGACCAUGGAAGCCAGCGUGUUAGAACAACUUAAGGAAAUGCCGGUUCGUGAAAAGCCAACCGACAGCUUGUUCAGCUUGUAUGAGAUGUUUACGGGGGUCAGAAUAGAUGCUGAAAACUGUUCGGAUGAAUCCAUAGUAUCUAAAAAAUCAGGUAAUAAUGGAGAAAAAAUGACAUUAGGCAAGAACUCAAAGAAAUCACCAAAACCGAAAUUGUUGAAUAAUGAUGUGAAUAGUAACAAAUCCACAAGUGUGAAGAUAAGUGAAUCCGAAUUAUAUGGUGUGUGUGCUGUGGAUUUAAUACCCAUCUUAUAUGGAGAAGUUAGUUUUACAGAAACUAUUGCAAUAAAGCCGAUUAAGGAUUGUUUUAGUAUGAUGAAUACUUACAUGAAGUAUCCUCAGAUAGCUGUCACUGUCUCUACAAAAGAUAAGAAAAAAAUAAUCGAAAUAGACAACUUACUUAGCUUCACGAUUGAAUCAAUCUUCAACCCACCCUCUUCGAUGUCAACUAUGGACUGUGCAAUAUGCAUAUUGCUACCACUAGGUGAUGACGGUUAUCACCCAUCGCUUUUUAAGAAUUCAAAAGUGGCGAGAGAAAACAUUUCUUCAGAAACUGAAAAACGAUGGUUUUGGUCCUACGACGAGCCAUUUGAAGAUUCUGUAAAAAUGAAAUAUUUUAUCAAUUAUUCGGAUAUAGUGGAAAUUAAGAGCAAGGAAGUUUUAGAUUUAAACAAAGCAAUUCAUGGUAACCGGAUAAGGUUGGAAUUCAAUGUUAUGAAGAGAAACAUUCUUUUUUCAAAUGCGAUACACGAUUUUGCAAUGCGUCUCAAAGCAUACCGUAAGAUAUUGCUGGAAAUAAUGUUGACCUCGCAGGAUGAUAGAUCAAAACGUCCACAUCUGCACCUAAUGGCAGUCGUUGAUGUAUCGUCGCUCUUAUUACCGGGAUCUUGCAGAGUUCGUUUGGCGACGCCCUUGACGACAUUUAAUUUAGAGCAAGCUUCUAAAAUUGUUGGACUCGAAGAUUCCUAUUUUUUGCCCACAUUAAAACCCCAGAGUUCCAUGUCCAAGUUAAACUUAGAGACACUCAAAAAACGAAAGGGCGAAAAAAUUUCGAAAUCUUCCAAGAAAGGCAGGGAUCUUAUCCAUCAAUUACCAAAUCUACCAGAUAGUGAAUAUGAAAGAAACAGUUUAAUAGUGCACGGAGAUGACGAGAAUCCUUGUUUCGUUGUGGUAGAAGUUGAACUUCUUUCACCCAUCAAUCCUAGAAGGAAUAUAGACGAGUUAGUAAGCGAUUUGCAAGGGUUGCUCACUCGAGUGGCCUGCUCGUCGAAAAAAUUUGUUAGCGUGGACGCAGCGAGUGAAUUCUACAAGCAAACAAUAACAGCUAUUAUCGAGGAUUUAAACAAAAAGUAUAGGGAGUUUUCCGAGAAAUGCUUGUGGUCCCCUACGAUUCGAUAUCAGGAUUUCGUAAAAUAUCUUGAGAAGACUGGAUCGUAUUACUCCUACGUAACGUCCAUUUCAACCGCUGUCGAACUUUUAGUGACAAAUAAAUAUCACUACGACCAGGAAGAUUUAAGCAAUAGCGUAGCAUAUCAGAAUUUAAUAUGUGAAGCCUUCAGCAGUCUUGUAUCAGAUGCGCACAAGGUAUUGAACAGCUUCCUUUGCAGUAACGCGAUAUCUACUACUCAGCAGCACAAAGUAAAAUCAGAUGAGAGCCUUUUUUUCGCCAAAGAGGCAGCCGAAAUAGGACGGCAUGAUCUAUCUGAUCGUUAUUUUCUACAACGAAUUCUCAGCGCCCCACAGCAAAGCGCUGAGGUGUGGUUUCAAUACGCGAUCUACAAUUUGGAAAUUAACAAUCGCGACAAGGCGUUUGAAUGCGUUAAGGAGGCCGUCGCUAGGCAGAGUUCUCAUAGACACUCCUUGCUCCUAUUUGGCAUCCUUCUGGCAGACAAAGGGGACACGAGCGAUGCUGAAACUUGUUUGUUAAACGUCACUAUUCGGGAAUCUAAAUGGAUUGAAGCGUGGGGUGUGUUAUACGUCUUUUACCAAAUCAAUGGUAAGGAAGACGAUAUGGAUGUGGCACACGAUAUGGCAGUAAAGUAUAUGGAAGAACCCAAGGAAGUGAAUGAUUUUAACAUAUUCGAAGAUCUGGCUUGGUGCACUGUUAAUAUACCAGAUACGCUGUUUUUUAAGACAGCCAUUUUGCUGAUAAAGAUGAGAAUUUAUUCUUGGGCGGAAUCUGCUUUGGCUCACGAAGUAGCAAUUGAUAAACAUUAUGGCAAUGUUAAUUAUCUGCUGGCCGUAAUAAGUUAUUAUCGAGGAAAUUUCAGUCACGCGCUAGAAUACUUAGAAGAGGCAAAAGAGGUUUUAGGUAGUGACUUUGCCAUUUUAAGCCUUUUUGGUCAUUGUUUAUUGGCGUUAAAAAACUACGAACGGGCACAAGAAGAAUAUCACCAUGUCAUCGAAUCUUAUAAUCGACCUGAGGUUAUUCAUUUAGUUUAUGUGAAUUGCUCAGUUGCCUUGAAACAACUUGGUGAUCUUGAAAGGGCCCGUAAGCUGAUACUAAUCGCCUGCAAAUACCACCAGACUCCUUAUGUUUGGAUGACUGCUGGAAAAUUGUAUUACGAACUAAACGAUUUGGUUAGCGCGGAGGAAUGCUUUUCUGAAGCAAAUAUUAAGGACAAUAUGCUACCAGAGGUUUGGGGCUUUCUAACACUAAUCAAUAUUAAAUUAGGAAGGAUUAUGGAAGCGAAACAGUGUUAUCAACAGGCCGUGAAGUGUAGACUUGACGAUGAAGCAUUGCUGGCGGAAAUUCAAAACGAAUUUCGAAAAUGUUAGACUUUUGGUUUACCAGUAUUGUUAAUAGAUUUUAAUAAUAAACGGCGGUAGAUUGGGGAUUGGUGGCUGACGAGUUAAUUGUUGCAUAAUCAAAGAAACAGCUUUCCUUUAAGGGACUAAUACGUUGAUGUGUUCUUUAGUCUAGUGCCUUGCUGUUGUAUGCAGUAGAGAAAGUGAAUACGUGAGAGAUGGAUCCUCUUAUUCCUCGUCCAACUAGACGGGGUUUGCCGAACAAUCACCCAGUAGGGUAGUGAAAGAUGUCGCAAUCAAACGAUCAGCAAUCAUUGGCAAAAUUUUCCUCAAGUUAACAACCUACGUUGGUGCGUACGCUAUGGGUCAGAUCUAGGAUUCUCGUCUUUGAAAGCUGACUUUUCUUUGGGCUCCGAGUUCCAAUCCUAAAUGUUCGAUUUACCUUAAUUUUGUACAGAAGCGAAUUUUAAAAUUUUAUUUUUAACGCAAUAUGCUUAAUUCUCAACGAAAUAAGCUGAUUUAGUAAAAAAUAUCGUUUCAAAAUCAAAUUGUUUUAGAAAUCUUGUCACUAAAGUGCUCUUUACUAAUAACUUUUUUUUUAAAUUUCCCUAUAUUUUAUUUAUUUAUACUUAUAU